This is a messenger RNA of Paramecium primaurelia, 191 nucleotides long. The record is from the annotation of a GenBank genome assembly. Lineage: Eukaryota; Ciliophora; Oligohymenophorea; Peniculida; Parameciidae.
AUGUAUGAAUUUAAUAUAACUUUACAAAAUAAAUUACUUGAAAAAUAGUCUGAAGGAUUUAGUAAAACUAUAAGAUCAAUUCAAAAGAAUGAAUCUCUUAAAAAGUAAAUGAUUUAUUAAUUAAUAAUUUAAGUAAAUCAUUUAAAGAAAUGUCAAAAAAUUAAAGGGUUCAAGAAACUAAAAAUUGGUGA